Messenger RNA from Conger conger (European conger), 6427 nucleotides. RefSeq names its product ribosomal protein S6 kinase beta-1-like. Gene Ontology annotation, biological process: protein phosphorylation; signal transduction. Bases 270 to 1766 code for a protein of 498 amino acids. The record is from RefSeq and is a predicted model, not a curated record. The transcript has 15 exons. NCBI's taxonomy places the organism in Eukaryota, Metazoa, Chordata, Actinopteri, Anguilliformes, Congridae. Gene Ontology annotation, molecular function: protein serine/threonine kinase activity; ATP binding.
AUGGACACCGUACUAAUGUGGGAUCUGUCAAGUUUUCCACACUUUGAGAUCGAUUCCUAAGCGUGGGAAGUUGGCAAUCCAUUUUAUAGUACGAUCAGUGCAUUUUCUGUGUCGCUUUGUUUUUUUUUUACGCUGGAAAUGUGCUUGGUUGGUGGCAAUGAGCACAUGGGCUUGUAGUGUAACCGGUUAUGGCGGCGUUGUGUGUAUGUCCAUGAGGCGGCUGCAAGAGCUAUUCUACUGAACUGAGACAGAAAAAGAAAGCCGAUGCAAUGGCUGGGGUGUUUGACAUUGAUUUGGACCAGCCCGAGGAAAACGUCUCUGAUGAUGAGCUUGAGGAUGCUCAGAUCAGUGAGUACAUGGACCAGUGCAGUGGUUUUGAAUUUAACAUGGAUGGCUGUGAAAAGUUUGAAAUCUCAGAAGACAUCGUAAACAAGGGAACGGAGAAGAUCCGGCCGGAGUGCUUUGAGCUGCUCCGGGUUCUGGGGAAGGGCGGCUAUGGAAAGGUCUUCCAGGUUCGGAAGGUUGCCGGUGCUGCUUCUGGGAAGAUCUUUGCCAUGAAGGUCUUGAAGAAGGCCAUGAUCGUACGCAAUGCCAAGGACACGGCUCACACCAAGGCAGAGCGCAACAUCCUGGAGGAGGUGAAGCACCCUUUCAUCGUCGAUCUCAUAUACGCCUUCCAGACCGGUGGCAAACUGUACCUCAUCCUGGAGUACCUGAGCGGUGGAGAGCUCUUUAUGCAACUGGAAAGGGAAGGAAUAUUCAUGGAGGACACAGCCUGCUUUUACCUGGCGGAGAUCUCCAUGGCCCUGGGGCACCUGCAUCAGAACGGCAUCAUCUACAGAGACCUGAAACCUGAGAACAUCAUGCUGAACCACCAAGGUCAUGUGAAGCUGACAGACUUUGGUCUGUGUAAAGAGUCCAUCCAUGACGGCACUGUCACACACACUUUCUGUGGUACCAUAGAGUACAUGGCCCCGGAGAUUUUGAUGAGGAGCGGACACAACCGGGCGGUGGACUGGUGGAGUCUGGGAGCCCUGAUGUACGACAUGCUGACAGGAGCUCCACCGUUCACUGGAGAGAACAGGAAGAAGACGAUUGAUAAAAUCUUGAAGUGCAAGCUGAACCUCCCACCCUACCUCACACAGGAAGCCAGGGACCUUCUGAAAAAGCUGCUGAAAAGAAAUGCUUCGUCUCGGCUGGGGGCGGGGCCAGGAGACGCCACAGAAGUGCAGACGCACCUCUUCUUCCGACACAUUAACUGGGAGGAUCUUCUCGCCCGGAAGGUAGAACCUCCAUUCAAACCCUUCCUGCAAUCUGCAGAUGAUGUGAGCCAGUUUGACUCCAAGUUCACCAGCCAGACCCCUGUAGACAGUCCUGACGACUCCACGCUCAGCGAAAGCGCUAAUCAAGUCUUCCUGGGCUUCACAUACGUAGCUCCAUCUGUGUUGGAAAACAUUAAGGAGAAAUUCAAUUUCGAGCCAAAAAUUCGUUCACCGAGACGUUUUUUGGGAAGUCCAAGGACACCAGUCAGUCCAGGUAAAUUCGCGGGAGUGGACUGCUGGCCCCGGGGCCCCGCGCUGGCCCGGGCCCCGCCCCUCCUGUCCCCCUCGGAGCAGGCCAUGGAGGUGGCCCCUGCGGAGAUGAUGGACGUGACGGCCGGCUCUGAGGCCUCGGCCCCCCUGCCCAUCCGACAGGCCGGACCCUUUAAAACGCAGGCCUACCCCAUGAUGUCCAAGCGGCCGGAGCACCUCCGCAUGAACCUAUGACCUUCGGCUUGGUCCAGCGUUUUAGCUUCCCUUUUUUGGGUGAAACUGUCGUGACCUCUUUUAUUGCCCGCCCGCCCACCCCCCUACCCCCUACCCCCUACCCCCUACUCCCUACCCCGCACCACCCCACAUGAGCUAACCUCACCUCGCCACAAACUCCUCUUCCUGCCACCCCUGUCCGUAUUCCACCGUUCUCUCAGCUACCUGUGCUGCACUGAGCCCCGUGAACACAGGUGCCCCCCACCUGUGCUUCACUGAGCCCCGUGAACACCGCUGACCGUACCUUCUCUGCUGCCUUGAAUCUCGGCCAGAUUUCUUUUGGGGAAACAUGGCCGCAGACAGGAGGAGGAGGACCUGGCUCUUUGCGGGCAGAAAAGAUGAAGUGAUUGAAAACACUUUGCUCAACUCAACUAUGCCGACUGGAAAACUUUACAUGGUGCUCUUUGUCAGAUGAUCAAAUCCUGCUAAGGAAUUGCUUCUGUGGAAUGCUUGAAUAUUUGACAGUAUUACUCUGGAUGCAGAACUGCGUUCCCGUUCAGAAUGAAAUGACUUUAAUCACUGCUAAUCAACAAGGAAAGAUGAACGUUCUCACAAAAGGACGCUAAUAAGUCUUAACCUGCUUCGAGUGUUUGACCAGAGGAAUGCCAUCCAGAUACACUGAGAUGUGAUAGACAGGCUUAUAACAAAAUGGCCAUUAACUUUUAAUAGGUCCCUUUGCAUUUUGUUCAAAUUGAUGAUUGUGGAGGUCAUGCAGAAUUUUAAACAGGGUAAAGACCAGUGCCCUGCCCUGAAAUGAAAACUGUUGUCUCUGGCUAGGAGAUAAUUGAUCUGGGUAAAUCUUUCAGCUGCAUGAUGUUAUUCCACACAGAGCAUGUUUUUCAACACCUGUUCGCUCAAGACGAUUAGCCAGAUUUAAAAAUCAUCAGUAUACAUAAGUAUGGAAUGCAGUUUCCUUCAGAAUACCGUUUCCGGUAUCUCUGCCUGUGCUUCCAUUAGAAUAUCAACGCAAAUUGAAAACCAAUAGGUGGUAAUGUGCACUAUCCAGCCAGCUGACCCAUCUAUGUAUUUCUUGUCUUCACCAAACAGUUUUUAAAAGCUGUUUAAUCAGUCUCUUAAUGAGUUGGUCUUUCAGUGAUUUUGCUGCUUCCCCCUCCACCACAUUGGCCCUCAAGGAUCCAUUUUGUGUUUAUUAAUUUACUUAAAAGUGCAGUUUUUAUUCGGUUAGGUCACUAUUACAGUAUUGUUUCACUGGACAUUAGAGUGGAAAGGAUGUUGUGACAUUUUAAUUUUUUUUAAGUUUCAAUACAGUAUACAAUGCUUGUAUGGGUUGACUUGCCGAUGAGAAAAUGAAAUUAGAUUUUUAUGAGCUUUUAUUUUGAAGUCUCGUUUAUAUAACGGUCACACAAUUUUAUAAUAACCGCCAUAAUUAUCAGGAGCUUCAACCAAAUUCUUAUCUGCCUUAAAUACUUUAUUUGGAGUCGUUUCAUAUUAUUAUCUGCUGCGACCAAAUGCAAUCCGUAUUUCUCAAAUGUUUAGCCUGUACGUUUUUUUUUUUUUUUUUGUCGCAAGAGCUUUAUGACUGUUUUUUUUUUUUUUUUUUUUUUUGCGCUAUCGAACCAUUGAGCAACAACGGGACAUUGAUGUUCGCGGCAGCUGCGUUUCGCCCGUUAGCCCGGUCAUAGGGCCGGCUGUAUAGGAGCCGAAUCGCCAAUCAAGAAAUAAAAGGACUGGAAAUUGCCCUCAAAAGGUACAAAAAGGAGAUUCUCAAUUGAAACAAUUAAAAUUUUACCGGAUGCUAACAGGGAAGAUAUGAUAUCAUUACUGGUGGGCAUAAUCAGGUCAUGGCUUAAUACUUGAACACAGCACACAAGUUGGUCUCCAACUUGGAAAUGACCUGUUCUGUCUUUAAAAAAAUCUUGACUUCUGUAAGGGUGAUUUUGCUUCUUUCCCACAUGUACUCUUUUGUAGAUCUUCCUUUUGCUGGUAGUAAUAAUUUGGCUGCUUUUUAAAUUAUUAAAGGUCUCUUAAAUUACACAGAGAAUAAAUUGUGUAGGAGUAAAUAAAAGUGAUGUGGAUAUUAUUUUCUGGAAAUUAAACACAUGCAAAUGAAAUGCAAUGAAAUCAGUAUACAAAAUCUGCACAGUGCUGGUAGCAAUCAUGUUUUACAAAUGGAUAAGUGGAUUAUGGCAUGAAGGCAAAUUCAGCAGGUUCUCAUUGUGUAUUAUUGAGUGCUUGUUGAUGAUAACCGUGUGCUUUCACCAACGUCUCAUUCACUCCAGCUGUUAUUGCAAGGGACUAUUGAAUUAAAAUGAUUUGAUCUGGAGAAAAAAAAAUUAAAAAUUAAAAAACUUUUACAAAACAAUUUAACAAAAGGGACUGUGAACUUCUUAUUGGAGUGGAUGGCCAAACCUGGCUCCACCUUAGGUGACCCCUGAUUUUGAAACACUGUUCUGGCUCAGCCAACACUGGCAGCACUUCUGUUUCGACCCACUCCUGGUUGUUGUGGGAAUGAAGCAAAGAAAAGAUCCCGUUUAUUACAUGUAAUUUGGCUGACGCUUUUCUACAAAGUGACUUACAGUUGAUUAGACUAAGCAGGAGGGACAAUCCUCCAUUACAUUGCAGAGUUACUUCACAUUAAUACAUUUUAAUCACUUCUGUUUGAGUUUGAGAAUCUUAUUUUCAAAUAUAGUUAAAUAUCCCUUUACGAAAUGCCUCCCUAACCUAGGCAAAGGCCCCUGGCUGGGAAGCAGUAAUUUCGCUAGUCUUUCAUGAGCGAAGCACUCGGUCCAUCGCAAUGAACUUCGCAGAACUCCCCUCGAACGCACAUUUUACUGCAGACUUCCCUGUGGUUCAUGGUAAAACAGAGUAGACUUGGAACAUAAGUGUAAUUCAGCAGUGACCUUACAUAAUUACCACAGCCUUUAAACUGUACAUAACACGAAAUAAUUAUUUUGAUGCACAGGUUUUUAUUGUUUUUAUUUCAGCAAAGAUGAUUUAUCCAAGUGGUCUCCGCUUUCUGCAUCCAGGACACUAUGCAAAUGAUUUGUCCUCAUUCACUCGGAUUCAAUUUCAAUUUAUUUUCUUUGAAAUUGCAGCAUUUCUAUAUUAGAUUUAGGACCGGUGAAGUACUUGGUUUUUCGUUUCUUCUUUUGUUUUGAUUUGUUUUGUAAAUGUGUUCCAAAUAACCACAUCAAACAUCUGCUAUUGUAUUUUUUUUUUUCAAAUUGUACAGUGUUUGACCUACUCUGUUCUGACAUUACAUAUCCUAACAAAUGAACCUCUUGCAAUUUUGGGAUUUUUUUUUUUUUUUUUUUUUUUUUUUUAAUGUAAAGCUGGAUUGUCUGGUUCUGUGAGGUGAAUCAGGCAGUUUUGGACUUUAAUUCAGUCUGGUGGUGAGGGCAGACUCAGACUUAAUUUACAAAGUUACCCGAAUUCGCCCUAAUUGAACAUGGUAUACGUGCUGUCUUGCUCCUGCUGAGAAGGAAUUCUAUUUCUGCUCCCGUUCCUCUCAGUUAACGAGUGAGGAGAAAAUGUGUGAUUGAUAAAAAUAUGGGAUGGCUUCCAAUAUACCUGUAGAAACAUGUGGCAAGUGUUGCUUUUUAAAACGACUUAUCUGAACGGUUGCCUGCGGGAGUACGUUAAUUACAGUCCAGUUGGCGCCGUUUCUUUUAAUUUCUGUAUUUUUCCUUACUUUGUGUGAUUAAGGACUUCAUUAUUCAUGCUUGUUGUCUUGCAUCGAUCCACAAUUGUGAACUUAGAAUGUUUUAAGUGUCCACGAAGAGAGAGGGGGUUGGUAAGCAACGGUCUGGGCGUUAAGCAUGUAGCCUACUUCGUAAACGGCUGCUGCAGGGCAACCGGCUUUUUCGGUAUCUUUGACUUAAAUAUCUUUCAUCUGCCGUAAAUGAUACAAGACAAAAAAGUCACUGCAAUUACCCAUAUGUUACCAUGUUUAAGAAUGUUAAGGCAUUUUUGUAAUGACAUCUUUUAGAUGUCUAGAAACACAGCUUACCUAAAAGCAGAUGUAUCUGUGGGAAAUAUUGUAUCCCUUUAUGGUUUUUAUGCUGCAAAAUGGACAGACUGCAGCCAAGAAAAAGCACAGCAUGACGGCUUAAAUAGCCUUUGAGUUCCCCUUGCUUAAACAUGACCAAAGGGAAUACCGUCUUGAGGUAAACUAUUGAUGUUGGUUAUUAUUAUGCGGAACUGCGCAUGCAUCCUUUCUCAACGUAUGCCGUUCCAAGGUAACUGCCCAACGACCGCCAUACAGUAUAUGUAUUGUUUUGGCUUUUUUAAUUCACUACUAACGUCUUAAAGUAGCUGUUCCACAUUUAAGAAUACAGACGGCGCUUUUAACAUGACUUCACCUUAACCACAAAAUAAUCUUUGGAAAUAUCCUUAUCAUGUGUACCAGAUUAUGUGGGUUUCUUUUUAAACUCUCGAUUGUUUACCUUUGUGAUUGCUUCUAAGUAAAUGAACCCAUAUCUUGAAAAUGAUAUCUGGGGAGCAAGGUAGCAGGCAAUAACAGAAAUGUUAAUAUAGGGUAAGAAUGGCAGCGGUCAUUUGUUUGUAUUUUGUUAUUUUGGCCUCUGCAGUUGUUUUAAAACCUGAAUGGCUGUACAUUGAGAGAAUUUAAAAUAGUAGGCUAUUAAAGUUAAUUACCAGCA